AUGCAAAAUAGUAGCCCUGUUGAUACUCCUAUCAGUAAAGGCCAUGCCUUGGGUAGUCAAAUGUGUCCUAAAACUCCUGAAGAGAAAGAAAAAAUGAGCCGAGUUCCUUAUAGGAGCGUAGUCGGAAGUCUAAUGUAUGUUAUGGUGUGUACUAGACCUGAUAUCUGUCAAGCAGUUGGCUUAGUAAGUAGAUAUCAAACCGACCCAGGUUUAGCACAUUGGCAAGCAGUAAAGAGAAUCAUGAGAUAUCUGAAGGGAACUGCUAAUUAUACACUUUGUUACCAUGGCGACAAAGAUCUGCGAUUAGUUGGAUACAGUGAUGCUGAUCAUGGAGGAGAUCUAGACGAGAGGAAGUCUACCUCAGGAUAUGUUUUCUUACUCAGUGAUGGCGCUGUAUCAUGGAGUAGUAAGAAACAAUCAUGUAGAUCACUAUCUACUAUGGAAGCCGAAUAUGUGGCUCUCGCAUCAGCAGCACAAGAAACUGUUUGGUUGAAAAGGUUCUUGGAACACUUAUUGGAUAUCACAGAAGAGCUGAACCAGUGUUAG
This is a messenger RNA of Lycium barbarum (goji berry), 546 nucleotides long. RefSeq names its product secreted RxLR effector protein 161-like. The transcript has a single exon. NCBI's taxonomy places the organism in Eukaryota, Viridiplantae, Streptophyta, Magnoliopsida, Solanales, Solanaceae. The coding region runs from base 1 to 546 and encodes 181 amino acids. The record is from RefSeq and is a predicted model, not a curated record.